Arthroderma uncinatum is the source of this 945-nucleotide messenger RNA. RefSeq lists its product as uncharacterized. The coding region runs from base 1 to 945 and encodes 314 amino acids. NCBI's taxonomy places the organism in Eukaryota, Fungi, Ascomycota, Eurotiomycetes, Onygenales, Arthrodermataceae. The record is from RefSeq and is a predicted model, not a curated record. Gene Ontology annotation, molecular function: DNA-binding transcription activator activity, RNA polymerase II-specific. Gene Ontology annotation, biological process: regulation of transcription by RNA polymerase II. The transcript has 2 exons.
AUGGACGGCCCGAGCCGAGUCCUGGCCCGCCGCCGCCGCCGUCUGCAGCAUCUGUCUCUCCUCUCCCUCCAGCUCCUCUGCGGAGUCCCCGAAGAUGGAUACGCAUGGCAGGUCCAUAUCCCCCGUCUAGCAUUGUCUAGUGACUUCUUGAUGGAUGGCAUACUAGGGUUGGCGGCUUUGCAUAUAGCGUCAAGCGUCAAACAUCCGUCAGAGGCGGUUUCGUAUUUUGAUACCGCUCUCCGCUAUCAUACCCUCGCUUCAUCUCCCUUCCGCGAGGCUCUGAAUAAUAUCACACCGGUCAAUUGUGAAGCUGUCUUUGCCUUUGCCGUCAUCACCACCGUCUUCACUUUCUCCUCUACACAGAUUGCGCCUGGCGGGAGGGAAAGCGGAACCGUCCUGGAAGACGUACUCGCCAUAUUCGAGCUGCUGCAGGGAAUUAAGGGGAUAUUCUCUGCUAGCAGCUCCUGGCUGGAAGUCAGCUGGUUCUCGUCAGGCACGCGGAUAGAAACCGAAGAUGCCCCGGUGAACAACGAACCGGUUACGGAGAUGGCAUUUCGAAGGCUAGCAGCUUACGCUGAUGAGACGCUCGGUUCUGGGAAUGCCGAACAAUACAACGUCAUCAAACAACUUGUCUCGAAGUUGGAGUUGUGUUUCUCGAUAUUCCGCGAGAAAUCAGAUCAAAGCCUAGUGCUAUCGUGGUUGAGUAUGUUGGAUAAGCACACCGUGUGUGAGGCCAGGCGCGGCAACCCCCUGGUCUUGCUCCUUUUUAUGCAUUGGGCUGUCCUUAUGCAUCUCAUGGAACCUCGAGUCUGGUGGGCUAAGGGCUUAGGAGCUGGACUGGUAGCUGAGCUGUUAACGAGAAUCCCAUCAGAUCCACGGCUGAACGAAAUAUCUCUGUGGCCUCAACAGCAGGUGAACAUCCGCCCUGUGAAGAUACUGCCAUAA